Messenger RNA from Drosophila obscura, 16421 nucleotides. RefSeq names its product protein purity of essence (gene poe). Bases 67 to 16377 code for a protein of 5436 amino acids. Gene Ontology annotation, molecular function: zinc ion binding; protein binding. The record is from RefSeq and is a predicted model, not a curated record. The transcript has 13 exons. NCBI's taxonomy places the organism in Eukaryota, Metazoa, Arthropoda, Insecta, Diptera, Drosophilidae.
ACAUCGCUAACCUACACAAGUCGGCCUAGACUUUUCGCAUAAAAUUUUUCUAAUACGAAACGAAAAAUGUCGUCCCACAGCGGGGGAACGGAUUGGAAUUCCGUAUUAAAAGCAUUGCUUUUGAGCCGCACGGGCGCUUUGAACAAAAACGAAGUGGUUAAUCUGCUAAAAGCAAUAACCAGAUGCGAACAUGAAUUCUUCGACGAUGAAAGUAGCUUCGUACCAUUUUACACGGCCUUUGCGGCACUGGCGGCCGACAAACUUAUGCAAAUCAAAUCAAUUUGCCAGACACAGAUCUGCCAGCUUCACGAUGCCACGGCCGUGCUCAUACGCUUCAUACUCUUCCGUCUGCCCAAAGUGACGGUCUAUGAAUCGAAAUGGCUAUUGGCCGCCCUCAAAAUGCUCUGCGAGGGCAGGGAGAAUGCUUCUACGGCUCUUGCACAAUUCGAUUACAGUGCCGUGGCCGGGGUGGUGAAGAGCUCGAAACAUCCGGAAUCAUCCAAUAAGACUAUUAUGUCAAUUGGAGGUAGCACCACAGGAGCUACUGCUGCUGGCAGUAGCAACGACAAAGAUUCACCCAAAUUAGAGAUCAAACGCUCGCGCUCGGACCUCUCAUCGGUGAUCCUACAGCAGCUGUUGGCGCCACUUGAGCCGGGCAAGAUGACCUGGGUGCCCCUCAGCGAGGAGAUCACCGAUUGCACUGAGCAACUUUUGGCUGCCAAUGUGGAGGUAUUCCAGGAGGCAAAUGGCGUCGAUACGCUGCUGGAUAUCUGCGUGGGUCUGCCCAUACUCAGUCGCUAUCGCAUGAAGUACAUGGAGACGAUAAAUGCUGGGAAACCCCUCUACCUGCCACUCACACAGGCGGAGGCCACCACAGUGAAAUCAUCGAUGAAUCACAUGCUCACAGAUCUGUCGAUUGUGGGCCAGGCGUAUGCCUUGAUUGUCAUGCAGCCACUGACACCGAGCCGCAUCGAAAAGCUAUCCAUGUGCGGCAUCUCGGCACUGUACAAUGCGGUGCUCACCUCGAUAGCCACCAGUGUCCUGAGCAUGGGACAGGCAAGCAGUUCACAGAAGCAGCAGCAGCAACAACAGCAGACGGCUGCUGCUGCAGCAGCAUCAACCAGUCAGGGCAGCGGCGGUGGCUUGUCCAGCGUGCAGAACAGCAAGGAUCACGACGAAUUUGAAGAACAGGCCAGCGGCAUUGUAAACAAAGCUCUGGAAAUCUAUUCCAGCAUUGGCGAGAUGUUCAAAUCUUCUGCUCGAAUGUAUAUCUAUCAGAAUCAUUUGUGCUAUGGCAGCUGGCUGCUCAUCAGCGGCAUCCAGGGAGCAAUGGGCGCCAGUGGCAGUGCCUCGGCAGAGACGGCAGCUAAAGCAGCAGCAGCAGCAGCCGCAGCCGCCGCCACAAAAGUGGCAGCCAAAGCAGAGUCUGUAACGGCGCCCAGCACCCCCAUAGCCAGAGUCAAUCUAUUCAAGGUGCAACAGGGCUUUGGGGAGCUGAAUGCUGCCAUAGCCAAUCACAGCAUUAAGCUGCUGUCGGAACUGAUUGAGGAUCUAAAGAUUGAAUCCGCCUGCGGACAGAGCAGUGUCACCGAUCCCGAAACGCUGCCAGAGCCAGCGCAAUUUGAUAUCCUGCAGAACUACACAUCGCUGGAGCGGAUUGUGCGUGUCCUGAACACGGCCACGUUGCAUCAGCUGUUCACAUUUCUGGCCACCGUGGCCUACCGCAAGGCAUGCACACUGAAGCGUGCCUCCACCAAAGACCGCACCGAAUGCGAUCCCAUUAGCUACUCGGACUCAACGACCUGCCUGAAUGAGUCCAUGUCCUAUUCGGACAACUCGGAGGAGGAUGACAGCGAAAGUUAUCUGGGGCAUUGGUUCAAGGAGACCCUCUCGCCCGAAACGCACGACGACAAUGCAAAUACCUCGUCGCAGGAGCGCAGCGGGGAGCAGAAGAGCGCACUGGUGCCCAAGCUAGAUGAGCCACACGAGUAUCUGGAGCUAUCGGCGGAUAUCUUUUGCUUUCUGGAUCAAUUUCUGGCCAAUCGUCAUGCCUACAUGCAGCGCUAUGUGAAGGCGGGUGUCAGCGAUCAGCAGAUGCUGCUGAUGGCCAACAUAAUCAAGGACUUUGAUCGCGAUGUGAUGCGCAGCGACAGCGAACAGCAGUCGCCACCAAGUACAGCAGGCGUGGCUGUGGCGGCAGGAGGUGCGGGAGGAGCAUCUGGCUGCUCGGCCAAGUGGCAGGCAUCGAUGAUACGUUUCUCGGGCGCAGCUGGCCGUUACAUACACAAUCUGAUCUCGACGGGCCUGCUGUCCGAGCAGCUGCAAUCGAAUCUGUUGCAACAUUUGGCCAUCUCACCAUGGUCCACGGACACGAAUACAUGGCCACUGCAGGUCUAUCCCAGCACAUUGUCGGUGCUCGUGCAGAUCCUGCUGCUGAAGCCCAUACAGGAGAAGGAGGCCGCCUGUCUCUCAGUGUGGCAUCGCCUAAUCAACACCCUGGUUGAUGGCGUGUGCUCGUCCACCUCUGGCGGUGACUCGGACUACGAGGAUAUCAACAUUGAGCAUGCCCAACUGCUGCUCUUUCUGUUCCAUUCGCUCAAUCUCAUGCAAAAGAAAUCCAUCCUACUGCUCACUGCUGGUGGGGUGAUACGCUGUGCCGAGGUCUGUCGUGGCAUCAGUGCGGAGCGCAUUGUCCGGAAUAGCCAAAUGAUGCUGCUGUCGCGUUUGCUCGUAUUUCUGGAGUAUCUGAUGAAGCAUCUGUACCAUGCACCGCCCGAACUGUUGGAUCAGGUGCGCUGGAUAUUGUUUAGCGUGAGCAGCAUGCCCGAGACGCAAAAGGUCUCCGAUUUGAUUAAUAGUCGCACCAAACUGAACUCCUAUUGCCGUCAGGAUAUUGAGGAGAAGUUCCGCAAGUCUUCGGGGGAAUAUGGAUCAAAUAUUCGUCCCACAUUUUACAGUCUGGUGCUGAAGGAGCCCGAGAAAGCCUAUUGGGUGAGCGAUUUCAAAUUGGAUGGCCUCGCCUGGAAUUUUAUACUCUGCACACCGGACAAACUCAAGUAUCCGCUUCUGGUGGAUGCCCUUGUGGAUAUCCUGAACAUCGCUGACAUGUCCUCGUUUGCCAAAAAGGACAGCGGCGAGAGCAGCAGCAUGCACAAUCUGUGUGCCAUGCAGUAUUGCUUUACGAACACCUGGAAGCUGCUGCUGGGCCUGCCCCCCUCCACCUCACACGUGGAGGCGCUGCGCAUUGAGCGGGCACCCAAUCUGCAUUCGCUGGUGUGGAGCACCCGCCUGCCGCUGGGCACAUCCCAUUAUUUGAUUGUCAACAGCCUGAUAAAGCAGGGCAUGUACACCCAAUUCGCGGAGUCGCUGUACACUCAAGUGGGCGAUACCACGGCCGAUAUACGAUACAACUUGAAGCAGACCAUACUCGGCGUAGAGGCCUUCAAUCAGCAGAUGAGCAAUAAGGGUAUUCCACGCCUCUCGGAACUCAUUCUGUUUGAUGCUUUGGUGGCCCACAUGCAGGCCGUGGCCUGGGCAGAAAAGGAGGGCUUCAAGCUGCUGCGCAAGGACUGUGAGGAUAGCAGCGCUGGCGAGCGAUCAUGCAACAGUGCGGCAUCCAGUAGUGGUGGCGGCGUCGGCAGCGGCAAUGCCGCUGAUCACGAUCAUCCCGAGGUCUACUCCUCCAAUGAGUCGAUCGAUGAAGAGCAAUCCAAGCAGGAGGAUGAGCCGGGCCUGCCCACGGAAACAGUGGAACGCAAUCAAAUGAUCAACGAGCUGCUGAUCAAGCUAAUGGACUCGUAUCGCUACCUAUCGGACAUUGUGCGUGAGCAAAUGCUCAAGCAGCUGUCGAGCACCACACCGGAGCAUGUCCUCAAUCUGAUAGUGCCCAUUGUGAGCGAUAAGCCAGCCAUAAUGCUGGAGCUGCAUGCGGCAUUCCUCAAGCUGCUGCCCAAUGAGGAUAAGCAGCUGAUUGCGAACGAAUGGCCCAAGUGUUUGAUGGUCAAUGAUGCGGCCUUUGAUGGGAAACAGCAUCCCGUGGAGCCGUACACCCUCAAUGUGAUUGAUGCACACAUUACAGAGCUGACCCGAGGCAGCGGCGGUGUGGCAUAUUCCACGCUGCAUACGCUCAAACAUUGCCUGAAGACGAUACUCCAUUUGAUGGAGUUGCUGCUGCCCUACGCCUCGAAUUGCUGCGAAAUGGAUACGCAACUGAAGCCGCUGCUAAUUGCCUCCAUGCUGGACAUGCGCACCGACUAUCUGCAGGGCCAGAGCGAACAGUGUCUGAGGGAGAUCCUGAGUGGUUUGACCCUGGAGGCGCAGAAGCUGUUGCUGUAUGAGCACAUGAUUGGCUACUGCUAUCGCAUGCUGAUUGAAUUUGCCGCAGAGCUGCGACAGCCAGCGGCCAGAGGCCCUCCCCUGGAUCAGGAGCGAGCUUUGUUCAAUGAAUCGAUGCUGUUUGCGGUGCUCAAGACAUUCAUCAAGAUGCUGGAGAAACCCACAGCUGUGCAGGCCAUGCGGCAGUUCUUCCAUGAUCAGCGCACGGGCAGUCUGACCACGUUGCUGCUGUCCUUUACUGGCACCACUCUACCCUUGAGUUAUGCACGCAAAAUGUUGCAGUUUGUGGAACGUUUGUUUGAGCAAUCGACGCGGGCGGACUCGCAGUUCCAGCACGAGGAUUUGGUGGAUUGUUUUGGCGAUUUAUCCAGCGUGGAUGUGGCACGCUUAAAGCUGUGGCUGGCCCACAUUAUCUAUGGCCCAAAUGUGACGGCCGGAGAUGUCAGCAGCAGCGAGACAAUGGAUCCCACCUGCAGACUGCUCACGAGCAUCAUGCAGCCAUCGAGCAGUUCCAGCAGCAAUGCCCAGACACCCACCAACAUGGCCACUGUGUCGGCUAUGCCGAGCAUCUCCGAUCAGCUGGAUGCCAUGGACAUAGACUAUGAUUGUGGGGCAGCAGCAACAGCAGCAGGAGGAGCUGCGCCCAACACGUCACAAAUUCUGAGCCUGUGGCAGGCAGCGCAGCCGAAUCCCUCAGAGGAAUCCUCGCAAGCCUGCGAUCACAGCGAAGGCGGCGAGCAACGUCAAAGCGAACGCAAUGGAGGCCUGCUGCUGUCCAUCGUCAAAUAUCUCGUACGCGAUCAGAGCAAGGCGGGACCCAUAGCGGCGCCUCUGUUCCAGGCGCUGCUGCAGCUCGGACAGACUUUGAUCAGUCCACCCCACGAUGGCUGCGACUUUGCGGAUGUGCUGCAGAUAAUGAUCACCCUGGCAGAUGCCUCUCCCGCACGCGGACACGUGGCGCUGUUCAAUACGACGCUGCUGUGGCUGGAACUAGCCAAGUUGCAGCUGCCCGACAAGCAUCUGCGGCAUGCGGAGAAUGUGAGCGCUCUGCUGAGAUAUCUCAGCGAACUCCUGCAGAGCAUUGGGUAUCGUGGCAGUCGCCUGCAUAUGCCCCCGUGGGAUGAUGAACUGCAAACGGACAUUGACGAUCUGUACGAUGAGUUGGGCGAGGAAGAGCAGGACUCGCUGCUGGAUGACUCCGAUGAGGAUACGCUGAACAACAAGCUGUGCACAUUCUCGCAGACCCAAAAGGAGUUCAUGAACCAGCACUGGUAUCACUGUCACACCUGCAACAUGAUCAAUACGGUGGGUGUGUGCUCCGUGUGUGUGCGCGUGUGCCACAAGGGGCACGAUGUCAGCUAUGCCAAGUACGGCAACUUCUUCUGCGAUUGCGGUGCCAAAGAGGAUGGCUCCUGUCAGGCGUUGAGUCGCCGCUUGGGCUCCGGAGAGGCGCGUGACACGGUGGGUCCGGGCGGCAGCAGCAGCUGCAGCUAUUUGCCCUCGCACAUGAGUCUGCUGGCGGGCAAGAAGAGAGGCAACAAUGCAGCAACAGGAGCAGCUGGCCAGCAGCAGCAGCUGGGAGGAGCGCCUGCCCGCAAGGAUUCCAUCAGCAGUGAGCGAAUCCUGCUGCUGGGCAAACUGCUCGAACCCUACCGUGAGACAUUGCAGCAUCAGGAGCAAUGGAUGCUCGUGGUACGCUGCAUACUGGAGUACUUCGAUGUGCUGCUGCCAUCCAUAAGGGAGAACUGCACGCUCUAUUCGAUUGUGGGCUGCCACAGGCGUGCCACUGCCGCGCUGGAGCGACUGCAUCAGCUGGAGCAGAGUUUCCAGAUCACGGACCAGCUGAUGUUUGCCACACUGGGCUCCCAGGAGGGUGCCUUUGAGAAUGUGCGCAUGAACUACUCGGGCGAUCAGGGGCAGACCAUCAAGCACUUGCUCACCUCUGGCACGAUACGUCGCGUGGCCUUCUGUUGCCUCUCGUCGCCGCAUGGACGCCGCCAGCAGCUGGCCGUGUCGCAUGAGAAGGGAAAGGUCACCAUAUUGCAGCUAUCGGCGCUGCUCAAGCAGGCCGAUGCCUCCAAGCGGAAAUUGACUCUGACGCAGCUCAGUUCGGCGCCCAUUGCCUGCACUGUGCUCUCGCUGGCCGCCAAUCCCUGCAACGAGGAUUGCCUGGCUGUCUGUGGGCUCAAGGAGUGCCACGUGCUGACCUUUUCGAGCAGCGGCAGCACCAACGAGCACAUUGUCAUCACACCGCAGCUCGAGAAUGGCAACUUCCUGAAGAAGGCCAUGUGGCUGCCUGGAUCACAGACACUCCUGGCCAUUGUCACCACGGAUUAUGUGAAGAUCUAUGAUCUGUCGGUGGAUACAAUCAGCCCGAAAUACUACUAUCUAGUGGCUGUGGGCAAGAUCAAGGACUGCACCUUUAUGUACCAUCAGCAGGAUGGCAUUGGCAGCUACUUUAUGCUGAGCUUCACGAGCUCUGGCUACAUCUACACGCAGCAGCUGGACCAGCAGAGUCUGGCCGUGCAUGGGGACUUUUAUGUGACAAAUACACUGGAGUUGAGCCAUCAGCAUAUCAAGGAUAUCAAUGGACAGGUGUGCGGCGGCGGUGUGUCCAUUUACUACUCGCACACGCUGCAGCUGCUCUUCUACAGCUACACCUCUGGCCGGAGCUUCUGUUCGCCGCUGACGAACGUAAAUGAGGGUGUCAAGGGCAUUUAUCACUUGGACAUUAACAACACAGCGGCCACGGUGGCCAGCAAAUCAUCAUCGGCCUCGAAGGUGCCGCUACAAUCGCUGGUGGGUUGGACAGAGGUGGCAGGACAUCCGGGACUGAUAUAUGCCAGCAUGAAUACGUCCAAUAAUCCGGUGAUACUGAUGAUCACACCCGAACGCAUCUACAUGCAGGAGAUCAAGGCACAGUCCGCGAAAUCGAGGAUAAUGGAUGUGGUUGGCAUACGGCAUAGUGUGGCGGGCACCGAGAAGACCACCCUGCUGCUGCUCUGCGAGGACGGCAGCCUGAGAAUCUUCUCGGCACAGCCAGAGCACACGAGCUUCUGGCUGUCGCCGCAGGUACAGCCAUUUGGCAAUCAGCUGUACAGCUCCACGCUGCUGGCAAAGAGCAACAACAGUGGCACAAGCAGCAGCAGCAGCAGCACACAGACCAGCAAAAGCAAGGCAGGCAGCUCUGCAGCGGCUGGCAAGCUGCUGCCGCACCAUCGCAGCAAGUCGAUGGGAGGCAGCCAUCAGCAGCAGCAGAAACAACUGACAGCCGGCGGGCAGCCCAUUUUCCCGAUUGAUUUCUUUGAGCAUUGCAAUCUGCUGGCCGAUGUGGAGUUUGGGGGCAAUGACCUGCUGCAGAUCUACAACAAACAGAAGCUGAAGACGCGUCUCUUUACCACAGGGACGUUUGUGGCGAGCACCAAGCCCACCGGAUUCACGCUGGAGGUGAUCAACAACGAUCCAAAUGUGGUGAUGGUUGGAUUCCGUGUGAUGCUUGGCACACAGGACAUACAAAGGGCACCCGUAUCGGUGACCAUACUGGGACGCACCAUACCCACAACGGUGAGGAAGUCGCGCUGGUUUGAUAUACCCCUGACGCGUGAGGAGAUGUUCCAAUCGGACAAAAUGCUCAAGGUGAUGUUUGCCAAGUCGCAGGACCCCGAACAUGUCACUGUGCUCGACUCCAUCGAGGUCUAUGGCAAGUCCAAGGAACUGGUCGGCUGGCCCGACGACAGCGACGAUGUGCAGGCACCCAGCUCCGGUCCCACACCGGUGACGGCCACCCAACAGAGUGCCGCGGCCAACUUUGGCGAGGGCUUCAAUUGCAUCACUCAGCUGGAUCGCAUGGUCAAUCAUCUGCUGGAGGUGCUCGACUGUGCCCUGCAUCUGCUCGGCGGCAGCGCUGUGGCUGCCCCGCUGCGCUCGAAGGUCGUGAAGACGGCCAGUGGACUGCUGCUGCUGCCCACCCCGAAUCCCGUGCAGACCCAAGCCCGCUAUGUGCUGGCCACGCUCUAUGGCAGUCGGGCGAGCUAUCACAGCUUCAAGGAUGGUGUCAUCCUGCAUUUCGUACACGGCGAACUGCAGGCCAUGCAACCGAAGCUGCAACAGCUGGAAUCCCUGCAAGAAAUCGAUCCGGAGGCAUUCUAUCGACUGAUAUUGCUGGUGCGCGGCGUGGCCAACUCUCGGCCGCAGUCGCUGGCCAAGAUCUGCCAGGAGAACAGCUACGAUUUGGUGCCAGCUUUGAUGGGCAUUGUCCUGGAGCUGCACAAGAUCACCCCGGACCUAGAUGAGCCCACAAAUAUUGUGCGACGCGGGCUGUGCCAGCCGGAAACGAUUGUCCAUUGCCUGGUGGAGAUUAUGUAUGGCUUUGCGCUUGCGGAUCCCGGCCAGGUGGGUCGCAUGACCCAGUACUUUAUUGAUCUGCUGAAGCACGAUGCCACCGUCAUCAGUCACAGUGCCAAGGAGGCACUGAUACUCCUCCUGAGUCCGCGCAUGAAGCGACGCAAGGCAGCGGCCGUAGCCGUCAUAACGCCCCCGACCUGCUCCACGCCCACGCCUCAAAUGCAGGCCCUGCAGGCGGUGGCUGCAUCGGCGGCCAAUGACAUCAUCGAGGAGGCAGCAGCAGCAGGCGCAGCGGCUGCCGGUCAGGAUCCAGACAAUGCAGCAGCCGCGCUGCUCGAGGCAGUGGAGGGAGGCGUGGCAGGACAGCAUGCGAAUCAGCAGCUGCUCAAUCUGGAGGCCUUCAUGGGCGGCGGCUUCCCCCGGCUGCUGGGUCUGCCCGAGGAUGCCGACGACGAGGCCAUCAUGGACAUAGCCAUCGCAUUGAGUCUGCAACAGCAUGGCGGCGCCGAUGCCAAUGCGCUGCAGUCGCUGCAGCAGGGAUUGGCCAAUAUCCAGGGCAUCAGACAGGCGGCAGCCAAUGCGGCAGCGGCCAGUGUCUCGGUCUCUGUCUCGGCGGGCGGAUCCGAUGACGAGGGCUCCAAUGUGGCCACCGAUGGCUCCACGCUGCGCACCUCACCCGCCGAGCCGGCGGGCAGUGGCGGCUCCGAGAGCGGUGGCAGUGGUGUGGAGAGCAUUGGCGGCACAUCGGCGCGCAGCAGCAACUUUGGCGAUCAUCCGAACACAACGCCACCGCGACAGAGCUGCAGUUCCGUCAAGGAUGGCGAGCAGGGGGGCGAGGAACAGCAGCAGCAGCAGCCAGGACCCAGUGGCUCCGCCUCGGGUGGAGUGCCAGGUGGCAGUGGCCUGAGUGCCAUGAGCAGCACCGAAGACAACAAUGAAAUCAACGAAGAUGAAAAGCUGCAAAAACUGCAUGACCUCAGGAUUGCCGUGCUGGAGAGCAUUAUCCAGCAUUUGGACACAUUCGAUCUGUGCAAUGGGCUGCAGGCCAUACCCCUCAUCCAGGUGAUACACAUGCUGACCACAGACCUCAAUGGCAACAAUGAGCGCGAUCAGCAGGUGCUGCAGGAGCUGCUGCAGGCGCUGGUGGAGUAUGUGGAAAUAGGCAAACGUGGAGCAGCCUCAAGGAUGGAGACGAAAUGCCCCUUGAAUGAAGUUCGACUCGCUUUGCUCGCACUCUUUGGCGUGAUGAUGGGCAAGACCAAGUCCAAGCAGACGGGCACCACCUCGCCACCGCAUCAGUUCAAGGAUAACAGCUCCUUUGUGGCCAGCACCACAGCGAAUGUGCUGAGCAAGAGCGGUGCCUUUAUCUAUGCCCUAGAGGCACUCAAUACGCUGCUCGUGCACUGGAAAACGGUGCUGGGGGAUCCCUAUGCGGCCGGGCAAGCGGCAGCACCAACUGCCAGCAGCGGCGGCGGCGCCACCUCUGGCCCGGGAGUGCAGCUACUGAAGCCCAUUAAACAUGGCCCCAAGCCCGAUAUAUCCAUACUGAUACCGCAGAAUUAUCUGAAGAAUUAUCCCGACAUCUUUGAGUCGUACGAUGGCCUGCUGACGGAGAUUAUUGUGCGGCUGCCGUAUCAGAUUCUGCGGCUAAGCAGCGCCCAUCCGGACAAUUAUGACAGCAGCUUCUGUGAGGCGAUGACCUUUACGCUGUGCGAGUAUAUGAUGCUCAAUCUGAAUACACUGCUGCGGCGGCAAGUGCGCAAGCUGCUGAUGUACAUCUGUGGCAGCAAGGAGAAGUUCCGCAUGUAUCGGGAUGGACACUCGUUGGAUGCCCAUUUCCGUGUGGUGAAGCGAGUGUGCAACAUUGUGAGCAGCAAGACUGGUGCCCCCUACAAUGCCAAUCCUCCGCUGCUCAGCUAUGACUCGUUGGUGGAUCUGACAGAGCAUCUGCGCACCUGCCAGGAGAUCAGUCAAAUGCGCACUGGCAACUGGCAGAAGUUCUGUGUGGUGCAUGAGGAUGCCUUGGCCAUGCUCAUGGAGAUUGCCUGCUACCAACUGGAUGACGGUGUGUCGCCUAUAAUUAUACAGCUGCUGCAGGCGGCCGUUUGUAAUAUGCCAGCCAACAAGCAGCAACCACAGCAGCCACCGCCAGCAGCCGCUGUGUCAACGUCCUCGAAGCUGCGCAGUGAGCGCGAGAAAAGCGAGGAUACGGAUGCCUACUACUCGAAAUUCGAUCCAGCACAGUGCGGCACAUUUGUCCAUCAGAUAUUCCGCUAUGCCUGCGAUGCAUUGAUCAUUCGAUUCGUGCGGAUCUUUCUGCUGGAGAAUAACAUAAGUCAGCUGCGCUGGCAGGCGCACUCCUUUAUGACGGGCCUCUUUGAGCAUGCCAAUGAGCGGCAGCGUGAGAAGCUGUUGACCAUCUUUUGGAAUUUGUGGCCCCUGGUGCCAACGUACGGCCGCCGGACAGCACAAUUUGUGGAUCUAUUGGGCUACCUGACGCUGACAACGCGCAGCAUAACCGACCGCCUGCCAGAGUUUGUGUCGCGUGCGGUGGAAGUGCUGCGGACACAGAACGAGCUGCUGUGCAAGCACCCGAAUGCGCCCAUCUACACCACCUUGGAGUCGAUACUGCAGAUGAACGGUUACUAUCUGGAAUCGGAGCCCUGUUUGGUGUGCAACAACCCAGAGGUGCCGAUGGCCAACAUCAAGCUGCCGUCGGUCAAGUCCGAUUCGAAAUAUACCACCACAACGAUGAUCUACAAGCUGGUGCAGUGCCACACCAUCUCGAAGCUGAUCGUACGGAUUGCGGAUCUGAAGCGCACCAAGAUGGUGCGCACCAUCAAUGUGUACUACAACAAUCGCAGUGUCCAGGCGGUCGUUGAGCUGAAGAAUCGGCCAGCGCUGUGGCACAAGGCGCGCUCCGUUUCGCUGCAAUCGGGCCAGACAGAGCUGAAGAUCGAUUUCCCAUUGCCCAUUACGGCCUGCAAUCUGAUGAUUGAGUUCGCCGACUUCUUUGAGACUGUCAGCGGUUCGAGCGAGAAUCUGCAGUGUCCGCGCUGCAGUGCCGCUGUGCCCGCGUAUCCGGGAGUGUGCGGCAACUGUGGCGAGAAUGUGUUCCAGUGCCACAAGUGUCGAGCGAUCAACUAUGACGAAAAGGAUCCGUUCCUGUGCCACUCGUGUGGCUUCUGCAAGUAUGCCAAAUUCGAUUUCAGCAUGUAUGCACGCGUCUGCUGUGCCGUCGAUCCCAUUGAGUCCGCCGAGGAUCGGGCCAAGACUGUGUCGAUGAUACACAGCUCAUUGGAGCGUGCAGAUCGCAUCUACCAUCAGCUGCUGGCCAACAAACAGCUGCUCGAGCUACUCAUCCAAAAGGUGGCCGAACAUCGGAUCAACGAUCGUCUGGUCGAGGACAACAUGGCCAGUGUGCAUAGCACGUCGCAGGUGAACAAGAUCAUCCAGCUGCUGGCACAGAAAUACUGCGUGGAGUCACGCGCCAGCUUCGAGGAACUAAGCAAGAUUGUCCAGAAAGUGAAGGCAUGUCGCAGCGAACUGGUGGCCUACGAUCGCCAGCAACAGGAUCUGCCGCCCAGCAAUCUGUCGCUGGUCAUGGGGGCCGAGAAUCCAACAACAAACCGCUGCUAUGGCUGCGCCUUGGCCUCCACCGAGCAGUGCCUCACCCUGCUGCGGGCCAUGGCCUACAAUUAUGACUGUCGCAUGGGUCUCUAUAGCCAGGGACUGGUCAGCGAACUGGCGGAACACAAUCUACGGCGUGGCACACCGCAGAUCCAGAACGAGGUUCGCAAUCUGCUGGUGGUGGUGACCAAGGACAAUGCCGAGGCGUGCAUGCACUUGCUGCAGCUGGUCACGUCCCGUGUGAAGAGCGCCCUGAUGGGCGCCAUUCCCCUGAUUAGUCUGGAGGCAGCCGUGCAUCAGGAGAUGACGCUGCUGGAGGUGCUCCUCGGACAGGAUGAUUUCUGCUGGGAAUACAAGCUGAAGGUGAUCUUUGAGCUGUUUAUCAGCAAUUGCAAAUUGCCGCGUGGACCUGUGGCCUCUGUGCUGCAUCCCUGCCUGCGCAUUCUGCAGAGUCUGAUCAAUCCCACGAUCGCUGGCAGCGGCAGCGGCAGCGGCAGCGGUGGCAGUGGCAAGACAGUGUCUGUCAUUGAUUUGUGCAGCAUUAAACUGCCCGAAGGCAACACCAUCGACUAUCGGGCGUGGCUUAACUCGGAUCGCAAUCACGAGUACUUGGCCUGGAGCAGUCGCAUGCCCAUCAGCCAACACCAUCAGGAGGCAGCAGCCACAACCACUGCCGCCAAGCCAAAGAGCAGCAAACAGCAGCAGCAGCAGCAGCAAUCGGCGGGCGGCACUGAGACACCACCAAAGAUCAAGGAAGCCACAAGGGCGGCCUAUCUGAGCGAGAAGUAUGCCAAACGCUGGCGCACGAAUGUGCUGGACAAGCAGCGGCUGACCAAGCCGCUGGUAUUCAAUGCCGAGUGGAUACAGCCGCUGCUCUUCAACGAAAACUCACGCUUUGGCCGCCAAUUGGCGUGCACGCUGCUGGGCGGACUGGCACGCACGCACGAGCGCAAGCAGCAGGCUCUCAAUUUGCUCACCUCCUUCCUGUAUCAUGUGGGGGAGGCGGGUGAGGCGAGCACCGAGUAUUUGGCGCUCUAUCGGAGCAUUGCCACAGAGUCGCCCUGGCUGCAGUAUCUGGUGCUGCGGGGAGUGCUGUGCAAGAUCUCCGCACUGCUGGCCACGGAGAUAGCCAAAGUGCACUGCAUGGAGGAGCAUUCGCUGUCCUCGGACCUUACGCUGGGCUAUGCCCUGCGCCGCUAUGUGGAGCUGCUGUGGCUCUUCCUCGAGUGCCCCAACAUACGGCGAACCUACAAGACCCGCCUGCUGGGCCCCGUGCUCGAGAGCUACUUGGCCCUGAGGAGCCUGGUGGUUCAGCGCACGCGACACAUUGAUGAGGCGCAGGAGAAGAUGCUCGAAAUGCUGGAGGAGAUGACCAGCGGCACCGAGGAGGAGACGCGUGCCUUUAUGGAGAUACUCAUCGAUACGGUGGACAAGACGCGCAUGAAUGACAUCAAGACGCCGGUGUUUAUCUUUGAGCGUCUGUACUCCAUCAUCCACCCGGAGGAGCACGACGAGAGCGAGUUCUACAUGACGCUGGAGAAGGAUCCGCAGCAGGAGGACUUCCUGCAGGGUCGCAUGCUCGGCAAUCCCUAUCCCUCCGGCGAAAUGGGACUGGGUCCCCUCAUGCGCGAUGUGAAGAACAAAAUCUGCACGGACUGUGAACUGAUUGCCCUGCUGGAGGAUGACAACGGCAUGGAGCUGCUGGUGAACAACAAAAUCAUUAGCCUGGAUCUGCCCGUCAAGGAUGUGUACAAGAAGGUGUGGCUGGCCGAGGGCGGGGACCGCGAUGCCAUGCGUAUUGUCUAUCGCAUGCGCGGACUGCUGGGCGAUGCCACCGAGGAGUUUGUCGAGACGCUGAACAACAAGAGUCAGGAGGCCGUCGACACGGAGCAGCUGUACCGCAUGGCCAAUGUUCUAGCCGACUGCAAUGGGCUGCGUGUGAUGCUGGACCGGAUUGGCAGUCUGCAGCGAAUCUCACGACAGCGCGAGCUCAUCCAGGUGCUGCUCAAACUCUUCCUGAUCUGCGUGAAAGUGCGCCGCUGCCAGGAGGUGCUGUGCCAGCCCGAGAUUGGGGCCAUUAACACGCUGCUCAAGGUGCUGCAGAUGUGUCUGCAAUCGGAGAAUGAUUCCAUACAGUCGGCAGUCACCGAGCAGCUGCUGGAGAUUAUGGAAACGUUGCUCUCAAAGGCGGCCAGUGAUACGCUCGACUCGUUCCUGCAGUUCUCCCUGACUUUCGGCGGGCCCGAGUAUGUGUCGGCACUGAUCUCCUGCACGGAUUGCCCGAAUGUACGCAACAAUCCUUCGGUGCUGCGUCAUCUGAUACGUGUGCUGGCUGCGCUGGUCUAUGGCAAUGAGGUGAAGAUGGCCCUGCUCUGUGAGCAUUUCAAGGACACACUGAACUUCAAACGCUUCGACAACGAACGCACACCCGAGGAGGAGUUCAAGCUGGAGCUCUUCUGUGUCCUAACCAAUCAGAUCGAACACAAUUGCAUUGGCGGCACCCUCAAGGAUUAUAUAGUCAGUCUGGGCAUUGUCGAACGCUCGCUGGCCUACAUCACCGAGCAUGCGCCGUGUGUGAAGCCCACACUGCUGCGCACCGACUCCGACGAGCUGAAGGAGUUCAUUUCGCGCCCUAGUCUCAAGUAUAUACUGCGCUUCCUCACCGGUCUCUCCAAUCAUCAUGAGGCCACACAGGUGGCCAUCAGCAAGGACAUUAUACCGAUUAUACAUCGCCUGGAGCAAGUGUCCAGCGAUGAGCAUGUCGGCAGUCUGGCCGAGAAUCUGCUGGAGGCCUUGUCAACCGAUGCCGCCACCGCUGCGAGAGUCCAGCAAGUGCGCGACUUUACGCGCGCCGAAAAGAAACGUCUGGCCAUGGCCACGCGCGAGAAGCAACUGGAUGCCUUGGGCAUGCGCACAAAUGAGAAGGGUCAGGUGACGGCCAAGGGCUCGAUACUGCAAAAGAUCGAGAAGCUGCGCGACGAGACGGGGCUGACGUGCUUCAUCUGCCGCGAGGGCUAUGCCUGCCAGCCCGAAAAGGUGCUGGGCAUCUACACGUUCACCAAGCGCUGCAAUGUGGAGGAGUUUGAGCUAAAGUCACGCAAGACCAUUGGCUAUACGACAGUAACACAUUUCAAUGUGGUCCAUGUGGACUGUCACACCUCAGCGAUACGUUUGACGCGCGGCCGCGAUGAAUGGGAGCGCGCUAGUCUGCAGAAUGCCAACACCCGUUGCAAUGGCCUGCUGCCGCUCUGGGGUCCCUCCGUGCUGGAAACGGCCUUCUCCGCUUCGAUGACACGUCACAGCAGCUACAUGCAGGAGAGCACACAGCGCUGCGACAUCUCCUAUACGAGCAGCAUACACGAUCUGAAGCUGCUGCUGGUGCGCUUCGCCUGGGAGCGUAGCUUCCACGAUGAUGCCGGCGGCGGUGGCCCCCAGUCCAAUAUGCACUUUGUGCCCUACCUCCUGUUCUACUCGAUCUACAUGCUGCUGUCGUCGCGCUCCGCGGCCAGAGAUAGCAAGACCCUGGUCACCUAUCUGACCGCACCGCCCAGCGAGAAGUGGCUCGAGUGUGGCUAUGAGGUGGAUGGGCCGCUGUACAUGGCCACCAUUGGAUUGACCCUACACAGUCGCGAGCUGUGGAACAAGCAUAAGGUGGCGCAUCUCAAGCGUAUGCUGGCCGUGGCCCAGGCCCGUCACAUCUCACCAUCGGUGCUGUGCAAGGCGCUGCUCGCGCCAUCCGAUCGCCAGGUGAAGGGCUACAGUGCGUACAAGCCGUACCUGAUGAUGUGGGCCCUCAUCGAUAUGAUUUACAACAGCCUGUUCAAGUCGGUGACCAUGCCCAAGGAGGAGGCCUGGCCGGUUUCCCUAUUCGAUUACAUACGCAAAAAUGACGAGGGUAUGCUCAAGUCAACAGACGGCAUCCUACAUAUCCUGACUGAGGAGCUAUUGCCGUGCACUUCGUUUGGCGAGUUCUGCGAUGUGGCAGGACUUCUCACACUGAUCGAACAGCCGGACAGCUUCAUUGCAGACCUGCUCGCCUCCCUGCCUUCUACCACAAGCUCUAGUUAAAUAAAUUCGAUUCGUUAAUAAUAUUAAACACUCACACACACACA